This is a messenger RNA of Phodopus roborovskii (desert hamster), 2825 nucleotides long. RefSeq names its product solute carrier family 5 member 6 (gene Slc5a6). Lineage: Eukaryota; Metazoa; Chordata; Mammalia; Rodentia; Cricetidae. Gene Ontology annotation, biological process: biotin transport; sodium ion transport; pantothenate transmembrane transport. The transcript has 15 exons. Gene Ontology annotation, molecular function: sodium-dependent multivitamin transmembrane transporter activity. The coding region runs from base 156 to 2066 and encodes 636 amino acids. Gene Ontology annotation, cellular component: membrane. The record is from RefSeq and is a predicted model, not a curated record.
GCUUGACUGACAGAUGAAUUCUUACAGUUUCCCUUGGACCAUGUCACUGGGAGGAAGAGGAAUGCUGUGAACCUGACCCAUUUGUCUUUACCUGCUCAGUCAAGUGACAGCUCAGAGCCCAGGAGUAGGAGUGCUGAAAAACGGGCACAGUGAAGAUGAGUAUGGAGGAGAGCACCUCAGCUCCCUUCUACACCACCUCAGAUACCAGCAAGGUUGUCUCCACCUUUUCUGUCGUGGACUAUGUGGUAUUUGGCCUGUUGCUGGUUCUCUCCCUUGCCAUUGGGCUCUAUCAUGCUUGCCGUGGAUGGGGCCGGCAUACUGUUGGUGAGCUGCUGCUGGCAGACCGAAAAAUGGGCUGCCUUCCUGUGGCACUGUCCCUGCUGGCCACCUUCCAGUCAGCAGUAGCCAUCCUGGGGGCACCAGCUGAGAUCUACCGAUUUGGAACCCAGUAUUGGUUCCUGGGUUGCUCCUACUUCCUGGGGCUCCUGAUCCCUGCUCACGUCUUCAUCCCAGUCUUCUACCGCCUGCAUCUUACCAGUGCCUAUGAGUACCUGGAGCUUCGCUUUAAUAAAGCAGUGCGUGUCCUCGGAACUGUGACCUUCAUCUUUCAGAUGGUGAUCUACAUGGGAGUCGCUCUCUAUGCACCAUCCUUGGCCCUCAAUGCAGUGACUGGAUUUGAUCUGUGGCUGUCAGUUCUGGCCCUAGGGAUUGUCUGCAACAUCUACACAGCACUGGGUGGGCUGAAGGCUGUCAUCUGGACAGAUGUGUUCCAGACACUGGUCAUGUUCCUUGGGCAGCUGGUGGUUAUCAUUGUAGGCUCUGCCAGAGUAGGCGGCUUGGGGCACGUAUGGGAAGUGGCCUCCCAGCAUAAACUCAUCUCUGGGAUAGAGCUGGAUCCUGACCCAUUUGUGCGGCACACUUUCUGGACUUUGGCCUUUGGGGGUGUCUUCAUGAUGCUGUCUUUGUAUGGUGUGAACCAGGCUCAGGUGCAGCGCUACCUCAGUUCCCGCUCAGAGAAGGCUGCUGUGCUCUCCUGCUAUGCAGUGUUCCCCUGCCAGCAAGUGGCUCUCUGCAUGAGCUCCCUCAUUGGUCUCGUCAUGUUUGCCUAUUAUAAGAAAUAUACUAUGAGCCCCCAGCAAGAGCAAGCAGCACCUGACCAGUUAGUCCUCUAUUUUGUCAUGGACCUCCUGAAGGACAUGCCGGGGCUGCCGGGGCUCUUCGUUGCCUGCCUCUUCAGUGGAUCCCUCAGCACCAUAUCAUCUGCAUUCAAUUCACUGGCAACUGUCACCAUGGAAGACCUAAUUCAGCCCUGGUUCCCUCAGUUGACCGAAACCCGGGCCAUCAUGCUUUCCCGAAGCCUUGCCUUUGCCUAUGGGCUAAUUUGCCUGGGAAUGGCCUAUAUUUCCUCUCAUCUGGGAUCAGUGCUCCAGGCGGCACUCAGCAUCUUUGGCAUGGUUGGAGGACCACUGCUGGGACUCUUCUGCCUGGGGAUGUUCUUUCCAUGUGCCAACCCUCUUGGUGCCAUCGUGGGCCUGUUGACUGGACUCACCAUGGCCUUCUGGAUCGGCAUUGGGAGCAUAGUGAACAGGAUGAGUUCUGCCGUGGCGUCCCCUCCUGUUAAUGGGUCCAGCUCCUUCCUGCCCAGCAACCUGACCAUGGCCACUGUGACCACCCUGAUGCCUUCCUCCACCCAGUCCAAGCUCACAGGACUACAGCGGUUCUACUCCCUGUCCUAUUUAUGGUACAGUGCACACAACUCCACCACAGUCAUCGUUGUGGGCCUGGUUGUCAGCCUGCUCACCGGGGGAAUGCGGGGCCGGACCCUGAACCCUGGCACCAUUUAUCCUGUGUUGCCAAAGCUCCUCUCACUCCUGCCCUCAUCCUGCCAGAAGCGGCUUUGCUGGAGAAGCCACAGCCAGGAUGCCCCCAUGGUUCCCAAACCGUUUCCAGAGAAGAUGAGAAAUGGAGUGCUGCAUGACAGCAGGGACAAAGAGAGGAUGGCUGCGGAUGGCUUUGUCCACCAGCCAUGCAGUCCUACUUGCGUUGUCCAGGAGACCUCCCUGUGACCUGUGAUGGGGACUCAAGCCUCCAGUCUGUCUACCCUGCAGGCCAGCAGCCACAGGCUAUUUUACAGUGCCGUGAUGAGUCUCUACAUGUGUUCUGGAGGGGCGGGGUGGGUGACCCAGCGCACAACAAAGGACCUUGAUCUCUAAUGUUUUCACCUCCGUGGACACUGGUGUAUGCAAGGGUGAGACAGGGUUUUUCCUUAUCCCUUGCCAAUCUCUCUCUUAGGUUUGAGAGGUACAGAACCAUGCACAAGUGGGACAAUCAGAGAAUAUACAGAGAAAGGGUGGCUUUUGAUUAAGUAUGACCAGAGAGUCCUUUGGAGUGAAUGGGAACAUUUCUUGUAGCUGCCUUGGGGCCUGGUUUGGCGAGAUUGACCAUCUCCUCCAUCAAGCAUGAAGUUCUUGGAUACCUCCCCCUUCAUGUCAGUCAUUUGUGAGUUCAGGUUAUCUGUAACACUCAAGUCCCCUCUCAUUCUUACCUGCCUACCUCAGUUCUUGAGAGCGAGUGUCCUGGGUCUCAGAAUAGACAGUUGUGUAACAUCUGCUUCGUAGAGGGGGUAAGUUUUCUGCAUCACAAGCCUCACCUUCCUCAGGUGGUACUUAAGAGACAGGGUCCUCACUGGUUCCUUAUGAAGCAUGCUGUCCUCAGAACUCCUAAGCCAGGCCACCCUGGUUCAUUCUGUCAUUCAUGCACCUAUUUUCUUUUGGAGUUUUCUCAUGCUUUUUGUUUCUAGGGAAUAAAAAAGCUGUUAGAACUAG